Selaginella moellendorffii is the source of this 1441-nucleotide messenger RNA. Its product is annotated as pheophytinase, chloroplastic. The coding region runs from base 352 to 1347 and encodes 331 amino acids. The record is from RefSeq and is a predicted model, not a curated record. NCBI's taxonomy places the organism in Eukaryota, Viridiplantae, Streptophyta, Lycopodiopsida, Selaginellales, Selaginellaceae. The transcript is spliced from 7 exons. Gene Ontology annotation, molecular function: catalytic activity. Gene Ontology annotation, cellular component: chloroplast.
UCUCUGGGCCAUCUGCGACCCGAGCCCUUUGGCGAGCUCUUUCUCGCUGGAUCUUCACAUCUCCAACAACAAUGGGACGCUAGAAACUCCAGGCUCGGGAUUCUACCAGACUUGCUACGGCUUGGAAGUCAUAGACAUGGCCACCGAGAGCGAGAGCCAGAGCUCCAAGGGCAUCGCAGCGUCUUGCAAGGAUUUCCAUGGCGGCUACCAGUGGACGAGCCUCAGCCUGGACGAGCGCGUAGAGAACAAGGGUGGCAACUUAAACUGGUGUGGCUGACAAAAAAACUCUAUAACCAACUUUCCUUUAAAGUUUUAAAGUUUGCUGCUCUCUUUUCUUUUAUACCAAGAGAAAUGGCUAUGGCGAUGGCGGUGGCAGUGUUUCAUCCAGAUAGAUUGAGGUGUUCUUCUUCACACAAGCAGCAAGAGUUCGUCUCCAGUGCUCCAGAGCUUGUGCUCAAGAAGGGCGGCCACAAUUACUGGCAGUGGCAAGAGCACAAGAUUCACUACGUUCGUCAGGGCCAUAAAGGAGUGCCAAUUCUACUCGUCCAUGGCUUUGGAGCAUCUGUUUAUCACUGGAGAUACAACAUCCCCGAGCUUGCCAAAACUCACGAAGUUUUUGCGUUGGACCUCCUGGGAUUUGGGUGGAGUGACAAGGCCUUGAUCGAGUAUGAUCCACAGCUAUGGAGCCGCCAGAUCGCGGACUUCGUCAAGCAAGUUGUCAAGAGACCCGCUGUGAUUGUUGGAAACAGCAUUGGUGGGCUUACUUCUCUCCAGACCGCAGUGCUCUAUCCCGACCUCGUCGCAGCACUGGCUUUGGUAAACCCGGCUGGUCGUUUCCAGAGUAGAAAAGCUCAGGUGAUCGUCGAGAAACCAACGAAGAACACGGCUGGAUGGCCGGCGUUUUUUAAAGCUAGAGACUGGGCAAGGCGUGAAGCGCUACUGUUUGUUUUCAAGCAGCUGAAUCAACGCUCGCGAAUCCAGGCAGCACUAAACAACGUGUAUAGAGACAAGAGCCAUGUGGACGAGUUUCUUAUCGAUUCUAUACUCGAGCCUGCCGCGGAUCCAAACGCAGCAGAGGUGUUUUACAGGAUGAUCUCUCGCUUCUUGUUCCAGCCAUCUGAUUUAUCCCUGGAGAAACUUCUGCGAGAUUUGGAUUGUCCGCUGCUAGUGCUGUGGGGAGAGUCGGAUCCACUGGCCCCGUCUUCGAAAGCUGACAAGAUCCAAGCUCUUUACAACGACGCAACGCUCGUGAAGCUCCAAGCCGGACACUGUCCUCACGACGAGAUACCAGCGCAAGUAAACGCGAGACUCACUUCGUGGAUUGCCUCGCUUGAGAAUCUGUUGUAGCAAAGCUCUCUCUCGGGAUGUGGUGACGAAGAGCCUGUGGUUUUCAAAGCGAGAGCUCCCAUAAAGCUUUGGCUGUGCUCGCAGCUCUUCUUGA